UCGCCUCUGGGUACUGUUAAUGGCUGCCUCAUUUCAGUUUUUGUGUCUACUGCGAAAAAGUUUGAAAAUUCUAGUGGCAAACGGUUCCAAACGUUCGCAAACCGUGCAGCAAUCGCUAGUAUCGUUUUGUAAAAAGUAGUUUUUAGUGUUCGUAAGCUAGAAAAUUGUAAAUUGUGUAUGAAAUUUUGCAUAAGAAGAACGGAAAAUCCAUUUUUCUCGAUAUUUGCAAUCUGUUCCUUGUGUGGGUUCGUGUGUGUGUGUGUGUGCGUGCCAACAAGCAAAGAAGUGCAAGGAGCCCCAUUAAUUUUUCCUCUUGGGCCGUAGUCGUCCGUCGUGUAAGCGAGAGUGCAUCGGCACAGACAGUCAAAUAAAAAGAGUGGUGGGAAAGGAAUAGGAAAACAUCUGUGAUAAAAUCGUGCGUGUGAGUGAGUGAGAAAGUCCCAAAGUGUACCACAAGGGGAAAAAAGAAGGGGGCUGUGACGUUUUCAUUUCUUGUGUGCCCCAAAAUCGUAUCGCGUAGUUUUUACAAUCGAGUGAAAGUGUGUGCGUGUGCGUAGACCGUGAACUGUCAAACACGAUACUGCCCCGUGUGGUGGUGUUAGUGCUAACGUCAGGAAACGAGUAAAAAAGAAACUUUUUCCUCAGCGAAGCGAACGAGUCAGUUUUCUACACAAAAGUUAAAUCCGUGGGUUGUUUUCGCAUCUUGCAAGUUUAAAAGAGACAAUGUCGGACGCGAUAAAUAUGGAUUUGCAGUCGUCGAUGCUGUUGGAAACAUUACGCCAGACGCCCAGUAUACAGGAUAACAACCAUCAGGAUAGUGGCGGUGGCGGAAGUGCUGGAGAUGGUAAUGCGAAAAGUACUUCCUCGUCGUCGCUUUCGUCAUCAGCGGACGGUGGGGGAGGCGUUGUUGGCAUUAACUCUGACGGCACCAGUGAAAAGAAUGCACUGGAAGCAAUGGAUCCGGCAAUCAUGUCAACGUCGGCACCUUCCGGCAGCGACUCUCCAGUUUCCGGAAGUGGUAGCAGCGAAAAAUCGAACAGGACGCGGUAUUCGGUAAACCAGCUGCUGGCACUGCGGAAUUUGGAACUUUCCAAAAAGAAGCCAGCCUUCAUGGUUGAGCCGAGGUCCGAAAAGCUUGCUAGAAUGUUUAUCAACCUGGACAGAGGUACGGUUAGGUACGGGAAAAGUGUAUCCUCUAUGGGUAAAACAUCGGAAGCGCCGUAUGAGGACGAAAAUGGAGGAGGGAAUGGAUCAUCUGGGAACUAUGGACGAAAUCGUGUCGCUAAUGGCUCUAAUGGCGGGAACACUGAUGGAUCUUCUAGUGGUGGAGGUGGCCGGAUGGAUAUGCGUCGUUCCGGUGGGAUGGAUUUGCGUGAUCCAAAAGAUCGAUUACGUAAGGAAGAUGGAAUUGUCCUUUCGCCACAAAGGAGAUCGUUCAAUAUGGGUUGUCAGAUGCCUGCGGCUCCUGGCGCAAACGCCAGCGGGUUGAACAUUGGAGGAGGCCUGCUUCGAAACGAACGAGAUCUUCUUGGGGGAAGGGAAAGACGCAUUGGCAGUGGACGCAUCUUGUCACGAGAUGUAUCCUGGGAUUAUCGUCCGGACAAGGAUGCACCGGAAAGCAAUGAUUUUCGUGCGUCGGGCAACGCUAAUUACCGAGAACGGGAACGCGAUACACGGGAUUCUCGAGAUACUCGUGAUACCCGUGAUGCUCGAGAAACUCGUGAUACCCGUGAUGCUCGAGACACUCGUGAUACUCGUGAUGCUCGAGAUACGCGAGAAAAUCGAGAUACUCGUGAUACUCGAGAUCCACGGGAUUCCCGAGAUCGUAACGAUCGUGACAAAGAUUUUCGAAAGGAUUACGACCGAGAUCGUGAUCGGGAGGAACGCUUCGAAAGGCGUCCGCUUAAUCGGGAUUAUGAUCGAAACGAUAAGGAUACUCGCAAUUCGCGAAUGUCUUCACGGUAUUCCAAUGCGUACAAUUCGAACAACGAUUCCCACGGAGGCAACAAUUACCAUUCCAAUAAUUACAAUCAUUACCAUUCGUCUCACCACGACCGUCGUCGAUUGUACAGCGACCACGGCCGAGACGAAGAACCCGAAUGGUUCAGUGAGCCAACAUCACAAACAGAUACCAUAGAACUGCGUGGUUUCGACGAUCCGGUAUCCGAGGAAGAAACUAAAUCGGACAAGGAUGACUCUCGGGACGAUUCGAAGCAUGAUCUGCUGGACGCUAAACAAGCGGAGGAAGUCAAGCCCCCGUCGUCAUCGCUUCAGAACGACAAAAACAACAACGCUGACGCUUCCGACGUCCUCAUGCUCGGCAGAAGCGGGGCCAGUAACGAUAAAACGAAUGCCAACCAACUACUGACACCAACCAGUCCUAAUAAGGCCCAAAUAAAUCGUACGCCCGGCGACGGUGCCAGCGAGAGUUCCGCCAAAUCUGCGCUAACAGCGACGCUUGGUAUAUCGAACACACUUGGACCGUCCAAGAUCACGGACGAUGACUUCAAUUUUGAGGACUUCCUCAAGCUUGAUGCACUGCCAAGUAGUUUGUUAUAUCCGGAUCUACCAGCCAGCAAGGACACCGGAAGUACCGGCGGCUCCCGAUUCUCGCAAUGGUUCAAGCCGGACAACACGUCCCAACCGCAGCCUUCUCAACAAUCCGGGCUCAAUCAACAACAGCAGCAACCGAAACAACCGGCGGCGUCGCACUUUGCUGACAGUCGUCGUUCUUCCCUUCAAGAUGAAAUUAACAACAUGAUCAACGAUUUUACAUCCACCGGAUUAGACGAUCAGAUGUCGGAUUCGAAUUCCAACAAAUACUUUGCUCCGAUCUCUCCUGCAGCCAGUACUUCGUCCAAUUCUCUACUAGAGUUGUUCCAGCGUGGCGAUAAGCAGCAACAACAACAACAACAGCAACAGCAGCCAUCUCAGCAUCGUGAUCGAGAUCACCACCCGCAGCAGCAGCUUCAGGCACAGCAACAGCCAGGUCACCCGCAUGGUCAUCCGCUUUUGGGUCAUCCAUCGAACCAUCCAGCAUUGCACCAUCAGCAACAGCAACAACAUCAUCAACAAAUACAAAAUCGAAAUCUGCAACAGUUGCUUGGCGUUUCCGGUAGCGGCAAUAUUGGUAAUCAUGGUCCACAUGGGCCAAUUCCUCCGGCACCGAGCGGUGGCCAGAUACAUAGCGUUGAAGAACUUGAAGCUCGUUUCCGCCAAAGCGAUAGCGAUGGAAACACUCGUACCGCCGGAACUGGACCAUCUAUUCCGAGACUAAUUACACCAUCAUCAGCCAGCGGUGGAGGAAGUGCUGCUGGUGGUGCUGGAGCUGGCCAUCUAUCCAACGAUGCCCAACAACAGGAGAUGAAUGCUUUCAAGAAGCUUCUGGCUCAAAUUUCAGAAAAUCAACCGCACAAUGCCCAACCUACCCCGGCUGCUCAUCCUCCUCAUCAUCAAUCUCAUCCUAUCAAUAUAUUGCAUCAUCAACAGCAACAAAACGAACUCCUCCAAAAGAUGUUGCAUCUGAAUCAAAUGCAUCACCCGGUCAACGAUGGUCGUCAGACCGAAAUCCUGAAGCGCCCGGAAGCACAGGCCCUACUCCACGGUGUUGCUCGUGGAGAAGUGACGCAGCACAACCUGUGGCAACAGCUGACUAACCCUGCCACAGCGCAGCCACAUCGCGAAAUCCUCACCUCUGUUCUCAGCACCAUCAACACCAGUCCUCGUGUCGUUUCGCCAAAUAUUCUCAUCCAACCGAGCCCCGGUGGUGUUCCCAUACUUCCGCCAGCAACAGUUCCACCAGCCGCGGCGGCCGUUGCUGCAGCUGCUGCUGCCAACAGUGCAAAUCUGCUCUUUCAGCAUCAUUCCAAGCAGCAGAUGCGGCUUUCGCCACUACCCAAUGGUAUGCCGCAAAGAAUUCCUUCUCCCCGGGAGCUUCAGUAUCACACACAGUCAAUUAUGCAAAAUGCGCUGAUUCGCAAGAAGCUCGAAGAACAAAGGGAAAACUAUCGCAAACGUCAGGAACAACAGCAGCAACAGCAACAGAAUCGUAGCCAGCCGGAAGCAAGUUCUGCUCCAUCUUCAACGACUUCGUCUACAACGACAUCAGCAACAACAACGGGAGCCAGUUCGUUGGCUCCUUCAGCCAUCAACCAACAAAUUGGAAAUCAGCUGACAAACAGUACCGCAAAUAGCGCACCAACCACUGUUGCUGCUUCGCCUGCUGUCGCAACCCCGGUGAUGACUAGUACCAUUGCUUCCCCAGCCAAGCAAACUCCACCAUCGCAUUCCCACUCCCAGCACACAUCCUCUCCUACGCCGUUGGCUUUUACACCAACAUCCGUUUUGCGUAAAAUGACUGCCGAGAAGGAAAUUGAGCCGCUUUCGUCCAACAAUUCCUCCAUCAACACACCAUCAAGUUCGGCGUUGCCGAAUGCUCAACCCAACGAUCGUCCCCCGCUUGGAGCCGGUGGUCAUAAUCAGAGUCUUCUAAUGGGACUCAACAACCCUCUGACCCAGCAACAGCAGCAGCAACAGAGAAACUUGGCCGCCCUUAUUGGCGCACAUCCACCGCUUCAGCCACCGCACAGCCAGCCUCCAGGGCCACCGCCGCAGCUGCCCCAUCACCACCUAGCAGCUGGACAUCAUCCAAGUCCAAUGGGUGCUCCGCAGCCAGCCCAGCCGCCACAACCAAAUUCACAGCAGAUGCGCGGUGGUCAUCAGCCACCGGGAAUGCCCGGCGGUAACAUUCCCUGGAAUCUGAAGCAACCACAUCCGGGUCCGCAGAUGCCACCGAUGUCGAAGCCCCAGGGCAGGCCAAUCUUGAAAGGCGGCAAUACCCAGCCACAACCACCGCAGCAACAGCCGCACCCUUCACCAAUGUCGCAGAUGUCUUUCGCUUCCAACCUGGAAUUCCAGCAGCAAAUGCAGCAGUUCCAAGGCCGCAGUGGCAAUCCGAUACUCGGAGCGCACCAAUCGCAGCAACAGCAGCAGCAACAAUUGCUUCAGCAGCAACAGCCCCACAAUCAACACCAGACCCAGAUGAAUCCCCACCUGCAGCAGUUGCUGCAGCAACGCCAACAACAACAGCAGCGUGCCAUCCGCAAUCAACACAUGCAGCAGAUUCCACCGUCGUUCCGGAUGGGUCCUCAGCAACCACAGCAGCCGCAAUCUCAAGGUCAACAUUCCCACCAGGGUCCACAGCAGACGCCAGGUGCUUCGGGAAUUAUCAACUACAACCGCGACGGAGGUCUGUCGCCUACCAGCAACCAACUGGCCCGGUGGUUCUCACCUGAACUGCUCGCACAGGCCUCGGCCGGUAAGUUACCAUCGCUCAACGUUGGCCAGGCCAUGAGUCUAGAAGAGUUCGAACGAAACAUGCAACACUCUUCGGCCACUGUGCACAACUGAGUGCUGGUCAAUGCUGCAUCCCCGACUAGACGUGCUGCUGCUCCGCCACCAUUACCACCACCUUGGCUGGAUGGGCCUCCGUUCCAUCGGUUGGUGGAUCAUCGCAGGGAGAACAAAUUCAUCUGCCGGCCAGAGUAAGUUUAUAAUCGCUAGUAGUUUACUCUCCUUUCAAAGCAAUCUAAUCGGCCGUCUCUCUAGACAUUUCUUGUCUGUCAUUGUAUUUGGACAUUGAUAAAACGACUAGUAUCAAAUUGUGUAGAUCACACCUAGGAAAAACUUUAACCCGACAAUUGCUAUAGCUACACACUGAGACACACACACACACACUCACACAUAGUUCGCUCUGAUAGAGAGCGCAGCGCAUUAGUAUUUUCCUUAAUUUUCUUGUACCGUGGUACCGAACGCAUACUGGAUGGACACUAGUAUAUUACUGUAUAAGAAUCAGCAUCCGAUUUGUAAUAUGGCUGCAACCGUUGAUUGUUAAACCUUCUGGCAAAAGAAAAA
Molecule: messenger RNA, 5913 nt
Organism: Ochlerotatus camptorhynchus
Lineage: Eukaryota; Metazoa; Arthropoda; Insecta; Diptera; Culicidae
Product: homeobox protein cut-like
Exons: 4
Coding region: 724-5409 (1561 amino acids)
Biological process (GO): negative regulation of translation
Cellular component (GO): cytoplasm; nucleus
Molecular function (GO): mRNA binding
Source: RefSeq, a predicted model, not a curated record